This is a messenger RNA of Mizuhopecten yessoensis (Yesso scallop), 1302 nucleotides long. RefSeq names its product salivary glue protein Sgs-3-like. The transcript has 3 exons. The record is from RefSeq and is a predicted model, not a curated record. The annotation marks the transcript as partial. Lineage: Eukaryota; Metazoa; Mollusca; Bivalvia; Pectinida; Pectinidae.
AUGUUGGCGCGCAGGAGGCCUUUCUGUGGGAGGAAACCGGAUAACCUGGAGAAAACCCACGUGAUCGGACAGGAAACCACAUACCUUUUCACGUCUGAUCGGGGAAUCGAACCACCGUGCUUUGGUGAAAGGCAGGAUCGGUAUCCACUGCGCCACCCGACCACUCUAAAUGGAUCUUACAUCAAAGGAUACUGCAAUUGCAGUGAUUGGACAACAGGAAGUGAAACGACGAUAGCUUCAACGACAACAACUACACCGACGACAACAUCACCGACGACAACUACACCGACGACAACUACACCGAUAACUACACCGAUGACAACUACACCGACGACAACUACACCGACGACAACCACACCGACGACAACUACACCGACGACAACUACACCGACGACAACUAAACCGACGAUAACUACACCACCGACAACUACACCGACGACAACUAAACCGACGACAACUAAACCAACGACAACUACACCGACGACAACUAAACCGACGAUAACUACACCAACGACAACUACACCGACGACAACUAAACCGACGACAACUACACCGACGAUAACUACACCGAUAACUACACCGACGACAACUACACCGACGACAACUACACCGACGACAACUGCACCGACGACAACCACACCAACGACAACCACACCAACGACAACUACACCGACGACAACUGCACCGACGACAACUAAACCAACGACAACUAUACCGACGACAACUAAACAGACGACAACUACACCAACGACAACUUCACCGACGACAACAAUACCGACAACAACUACAUCGACAACAACUUCAACGGCAUCACUUGCAACGGCGGCAGUAUCACCGCCUAUUUCAAAACGGAAAGGGAGAAAUAUUACAAGUAAUACAACUUUAGUAUCUGUAAAGACAGUCGCAACAGCAACGACAACAGCUAGAAGUACUAAAAUCGAUUGUAGGGAACGGUGUAGAAAGUCUUUCAACUCUAAUCCGCCACCAAUAAUAUCACAUAGCUCAACCGAACAUUCAGCUACACCUCAGCCAACAAAAUAUCCGUCUCAUCCACCGGCAACAGCAACUUCAACGAUGCUAACUUCAACAACAACAACUUCAACGAUCACACCUACACCGAAGAUAGCUACACCGAAUACAACUACACCACCAACUCCACCGACACCAACUUCAACGAUCACAACCGAAAAUAACUACACCGACAACAACGACACAACCACACAACCAACUACAGAACCACCAACUACAGAACCAACUACACCACAACCAACUACAGAACCAACUACACCAACAACUACACCA